AUGGUCAACAUGACUGAACGGUGCGCCAGCUUAAAAGACCUCAACGACUUCAAUCUCUACAUUGAUCAGCUUAAAUCGGCGACAAGCUUCAACAUCACCGAACUUGAUCGAUGCAAAGAAGAGAUAUGCGGUGCCAUCUGGGGCGAUGCCAAUCCCGACAUUUCGGGAAUAGGGGUCUCCAUCGGUUAUGCCGUCGAAUUAGCCCUAGGCUUCGUUCUGGCUUCCCUUAUCAUAAUGAUUCGACAGAGAUAUGGCCCAAGAGCAGAGUUCUUCCAAGUCGUCCUCAAAGCCGGCUUUGACGCCUUCUUCGAGUUUGCAAUCUACUUUGCCAUCGCCAUCGAGCUCGCAGCGAUAGUUAUGCUCGUCAAUAAGGAUUUCGGUAUAUCCACAGCCGGCUUCGGCGCCAACGAAGCUCAAAUCGCCCUUGCGGUCUCCGUCGUCUGCAUCCUGCCGCUGCUGUACCCAGUCGCCCUGUUACCCCUGGAACUAUUCCACCCGGAGAGCGAUAGACAGGCGCGACAAAAUAGGAAAAUGCGGCAAGACCAGAGACGACGGGACUUUAGUCUGAUGCUCUUCGCCCUCGUUUGCGUCUUGUUUUUCUACCCGUUCCUCUCGCAGUGCAUUCACAACUGGGCACCGCUCCGCGUUGGCGAGGGCAAAGGCGGCAAUGGGAAAACAUACGUCACGGAUGAAGAGUGGGAGAGAAUCCGGAACAUGUGCUUCGGCGAGGUCACCAAAUUCACCAUCAGCGAGCACUGGGCCCUCGCCGUAUGCGAGAUGAUGGCCUCGUUACUCAUCUUCUUAUUCAUGUUGUGGCAUGCCAUGGAGCUUGGCGUCCGCAGGCUGCAGACGCAGGAUCGGUACAUUGGCGAGGAGCGCCAGCGAACCGUCACUCUUUCACGGACACAACGGUUCGUCGAGCGGGCGUGGGCGAGUCAGAGUCUGGUCCAGGCUCUGCUGCUGUUCGUCCCGCUUUUCUUGGGUUGCGUGCUUCUGUGGUGCGUCUUCCGUCUGAGGAGCAUUCAGGCGGCGGCGGCGAGCAACAUGGGAAGUGAGUAUGCUGGGGACGACUGGGGGUUUGGGCAGAUUGUUGGCAUCAUCAUCUUUGCUCCUGUUCCUGCAGAGAUGCUGUUUGCGGCGUGGGAGGCACGGUCUCUUAUUUUGAGGAGUGAUUACGACAGCGUGAGCAGUCGGAGUUAG
This is a messenger RNA of Colletotrichum tamarilloi, 1200 nucleotides long. RefSeq lists its product as uncharacterized. The record is from RefSeq and is a predicted model, not a curated record. The transcript has 2 exons. NCBI's taxonomy places the organism in Eukaryota, Fungi, Ascomycota, Sordariomycetes, Glomerellales, Glomerellaceae. Bases 1 to 1200 code for a protein of 399 amino acids.